Rubroshorea leprosula is the source of this 2538-nucleotide messenger RNA. Lineage: Eukaryota; Viridiplantae; Streptophyta; Magnoliopsida; Malvales; Dipterocarpaceae. The record is from the annotation of a GenBank genome assembly.
AACUCAUUUUCCAAAGUCUGUAUUAAAAAAAUAAAUCCUGGCUAGGUAGGUGAUGUUUCGGACGACGGAGCUAAGCGCGCAGCACGUCCUCUCUCUUCUUGUGAUACUGAAUAUUGGAGCCGGCGCCGCCAUUUUCGUGUUCUCCUGAGUUCAGUCAGGCGAGAUUUGAGCGCUCUCGAGUGAGGAAAGAUGAGUAAGAAAAAGAACCCUCUUGUGUUCUUGGAUAUAUCAAUUGGUGGGGAUCCUGUGGAAAGAAUUGUUAUUGAGCUUUUUGCUGGUGUUGUUCCAAAGACAGCAGAGAAUUUCCGGGCACUAUGUACAGGUGAGAAGGGCACUGGUGAAUCUACUGGGAAACCUUUGCACUAUAAGGGAUCGUUUUUUCAUCGAAUAAUUAAAGGAUUCAUGGCACAGGGUGGUGAUUUUUCAAAGGGAAACGGCACAGGUGGAGAAAGCAUAUAUGGAGGAAAGUUUCCAGAUGAGAAUUUUAAACUGGCUCAUGAUGGACCUGGUCUUCUUUCCAUGGCAAACAGUGGUCCAAACACUAAUGGAUCUCAAUUCUUUAUAAUAUUCAAGCAUCAACCCCAUCUUGAUGGGAAGCAUGUUGUGUUUGGAAAGGUAGUGCAGGGAAUGAACAUUCUGAAGAAAAUUGAACUAGUAGGAACAAGUGACGGCAAACCUGCUCAACCUGUCAAGAUAGUAGACUCGGGUGAGACUUCUGAGAGUAAAAUUCAGGAUGUUGGGAAAGAGAAAGUUUCUCUUUCAGGGAAAAAGAAAAAAUCAAGAAAGGUUCCUUCUUCUGAGGACAGUUCAGAUGGGCAAGCAAGAGGAAAACGGAGAAAGUCCUUGAAGGAAAGAAGAAAGAAGAAAAGGAGAAAAUACUCAUCAUCUGAUUCUUAUAGCUCUUACUCUGAUUCUGAUUCCUAUUCAGAUUCUGGUUCAGAUUCUUAUUCAUAUGAUUCAAGUUCUUCUAGUGAUGGAAGAAGGCGUAGAAAGAGGAGGUCAGCAAAAAGAGAUAAGCGCCAGCAGAGGCGGAAAAAGAAGGAUGGUGAGAGAGAUAAGAGUAGAGGCCGGCAUGAAAGACAAGUAAAGCGCAAGUCCAAAGGGAGUUCUGAGAGUUCCAGUGAAAGUGAGAGUGAUGUAAGCAGCCAUGGUAGUAGCAGUACUGAUGAUGAAAGAGCUGGAAAGCAAAACAUUUUGAAUCGUAGAAUCAGUACCUCUGUUCGUGUGGAUAAUAGAUUACCAGAGAGUCUUGAUAUAGAGCAUAAGCCCCCAAACACUCUCUCCAAAAAGGAAGACAAUUCAGUACCCAAAGGGGGUGAUGAUAACUCAUCUCAUGAAGAAGGUGAAUUGUCUCCUAAGAAUGAUGAGCUUCUGAACAAUGGUCAUGGCAAUAAUAGAGCAAAUCAACAUUUUAACUUACAUAACUCUGACAGACCCAGGGAUAUGAGUCCAAGACCCAAGGGAAGGCCAAACAGUAGCCAUAGAAGUGGCCGAAGCAUGAGUCCUACAGGAAGCCGAUCGCCAAGUGGCAACCCAAAACGCAUUAGAAAAGGACGUGGCUUCACAGAGCGCUACUCCUUUGCACGUCGAUAUCGCACACCCUCUCCAGAGCAUUCACCUCCCAGAUCCUACCAUUAUGGUGGAAGAAAUAUCCCAGAAAGAAAUCAUGAUAAUAGGUUUUCCAGGUACAGAAGUUACUCUAAGCGCUCACCACACGGGCAUUAUAGAAGCCCACCAAGAGGCCGCAGCCCCCCCAGAUAUGAGCGGAGAAGUAGAAGCACUUCUCGCAGUCCAGGUGGUCAUCGUGGUCGCUACAGAGACCGGAGCCAGAGCCGGAGUCCAACCCAUAAUCCCAGUCUGCAAGAUAAACGACCUGUCAUAAGUGAGGGAUUGAAAUCGCGUCUUGGUCCACGGAUUGAUCAGCACUCACCAAAAAGUGGCAGAUCAAGGUCUAGGUCCAUUUCCAGGUCAAGGAGUCCCGGAUCUUCUCGUUCUAGAUCCCCUGAUGCAUUGCCACCCAAUCGUCAUGAGAGGAAAGCUUCAUCUCCUAUGCGGUCAAAAUCAGGCUCACCCUCAGGUCCCAGAGGAUUAGUAUCUUAUGGAGACUAAAACUGUUUCCUUUACCAUUCAAAUUUAAUUCUGUUGGUUAAACUAUGUCUAGCUACGUUGAUUGUUGCUUAGAUUGAAACGUCAAUUUGCUGGGGCAUUUUGUUUGAAACUAUAAUUUUUGCAACAUAACUGAGGUGGAGGCUUGACAAAUAGAACUUUGACAUGAUUUGAUAUUUGCUUUGGGACAAUGAGUCUGAGACUGACAGCCCUGUUGUGCAAAUGUGAUGAAUGCAGCAUUGAACAUUUAAACUAUGAUUGUAGGGCAUUUCUGACUCAAGUUUUUGUUGUCCAUGUAAACUUUUAUGUGAUCAAUGUUAUUUAUACAAUAUCUCUUUUAAGGUUGAGAUUUUUUAGUCUGAACUGGCAAAGCUUUGUCAUGUCUCUUUUGGUCUGCGAAAAAGGUGUGAUGUAUAAAGGAAACGGAAAGUC